This is a messenger RNA of Pseudo-nitzschia multistriata, 1235 nucleotides long. Lineage: Eukaryota; Bacillariophyta; Bacillariophyceae; Bacillariales; Bacillariaceae. The record is from the annotation of a GenBank genome assembly.
CUGCACAACAAGCGUCAAUCAAAUGGCCCCAUGUAGGUGGAAAAUAGAUAGGGGAGGAAUGUCCAUUGCCUGCACUAGAAUCAUUGAUUCUUUCAAGGCUGGUUAGCACACUGUAGAAUGUCUGCCAGGACUCCUGUCGCCGUGACGUCUCCACCAGCUCCGGCGCCUUGUACAACAAGAGGCCUCGUGUAAAAGUCGGUCGUAAUCGCCACCAUGUUGUCGGGUCCGGCAUUGUUGAAGGGAUGGCUCGCUUCGCAGGACAAGAGCCCAACCUCGACCUUGUUUUCGGCAACGUUCACCUUGGCGGCAUAGUGCAAUCUCCCCCCCGUUUCCUCUACCUUGGCAACCUUCUCUGCCAUGGACUCGUCGUGCUCGGGAAGCUUGGCCAGGAACUCUUCCACGCUGCAAUCCCGGAGGGCCUCCGGAACCAGCGACUCGACCUCCAUUGCGGACAAGUCCACGCCUUUCAUGCCCGCCAGGCGUGCCAGAAUGACGGCCUUUCUGGCGACGUCCAUGCCGUUCAGAUCGUCGCGGGGAUCGGGUUCCGUGUAGCCGAGUUCCUUCGCUUCUCUAACGGCCUGCGAGAGGCUGGCCUUGCCCCCCGCGACCUGUCCCAGCACGAAUGCCAGGGUCCCGCUCAGAAUGCCCUCGACCGUAACAAUGUCGUGCGAGGAAGCCUUCAGACCCUGCAGGGUUCCGAGAGUGGGAAGGCCUGAAUGGAUCGCGGUCAUUGAAGCAACCCACCAUAGAUGCACAGAAUGGAAGGUUGUUAAAAAAUAAUGGAAUCCUAUCAGAUGAUUUACACAUCGAAGCGGACAGUGCAAGUCCGAAAGAAUCAGUAUUGCUCGAUUGCAACAACAACAACAACAACCACCACAAGGACGUCACUCACCCGCUCCCACCGUGGUCUCGUGCAAGAGGCGGCAUUUCCCGCUCUUGGCGGCUUCCAAAAGAGCCCGGUACUUGUCUUCGGGACCCGCAAAAAUCCCCUUAUUGGCGGCGACGACCGAUAUUCCCUGCCUAAGCCAUCCCUCGUAGUUUUCCUGGACGGCGCUGGACGCCGUCACGUCGGCAAUAACCGGGAUUCCGUUCUGCUGCAAUAAGUAUGCGCUCAGGACGCCGUAGUCGACGGGCACUUCCCCGGCCGAGCCGAUCGUCAUGGUGGACGACCGCACCAGGGCGUGGGGCGAGAGACCGAUCUUUUUCAUGGCGGUCAGGAGGCAGCUACCUACCCC